AUGCCAUCUACCAGCGACGCCACAGCCGCACUCGCCACCCUCUCCCUAAUCAAGCCUACACCCGCCAUUCGCGAUCUGCGCGCCCUCCUCACCGAUGCCGAGCGCAUGCAGCACAGCUUCGAUGAUCGCCCCGCCCUGCGCGCCAGCCCGGCCCGGCGCGAGCUCCUGCACGAAGUAUUAAAGGACCUCCUUGGGCUCCGGAAUCAGGUCUUCACGCGGUACAAGCGGGAUCUCACAGGAAAAGGGAAGGCAACGAGCUCGGAAGAGGGGGGUGUGGACGGGGAUGGACAUGCAGAUAAUACCGCGUACGGGAAUGUUUUCGCGGAGGUGGGGGCGGUGAUCGAGGAGCUGCGGCUGUGGGGGAAAGUAGAAAAGUUGUUGGGCGGGGUGCUGGAGGGGUGUAGGGUUGAGGGGGUGUUUAGCAGUGAGCAGAUGAGGGUCUUGAAGGGGGCGUGUGAGCCGGGGUUUGAUUGGGGGUUUGGUGGCUAA
This is a messenger RNA of Paraphaeosphaeria sporulosa, 489 nucleotides long. RefSeq lists its product as uncharacterized. The transcript has a single exon. Bases 1 to 489 code for a protein of 162 amino acids. Lineage: Eukaryota; Fungi; Ascomycota; Dothideomycetes; Pleosporales; Didymosphaeriaceae. The record is from RefSeq and is a predicted model, not a curated record.